AUGGCAACAGAUACAGAGAUGACUGAAGCCUCUCCUGUUGAUACCCUGCCGCAACCGAACGACGGUGGCCGCAUGCACAUGUCAUCCCUUUCAUCAUCUUCAUCCAUAUCCGACGCAGAAACCGAGCGCCGAGGCCGAUCAGAACGUCCGAGAAUGGCGAGCCGCAAACCCAGCGCGUCAAUUUUGGUUCCGCGGGACCAUCCUGAAAUUGAGAUCGAGGAGGAAGAGUUCCCUCCCGAUGAUGCCCGAGCCAUGAGCCCACGACGCAAUUCCGCCGACCUCGAGCGCCUGGGCAAGGAGGCUAGACAGACUUUAAAAGAACAGGCUAAAGCACUUCAAUCGUCCCUUCAGGCUCUCGCCGAACGCAUCGAUGCAGUCAAAUCAGACCACGACAAGUUGGAAAAUGAGAACAAGAUUUUACAAGACUACAUCGGUGGUCUUACUCGCAACAUGACCAAGAGCGAAAUGACCCGCAGUACAAAAGCACGCAAAGCGCAGCGGUAA
Penicillium salamii is the source of this 504-nucleotide messenger RNA. NCBI's taxonomy places the organism in Eukaryota, Fungi, Ascomycota, Eurotiomycetes, Eurotiales, Aspergillaceae. The record is from the annotation of a GenBank genome assembly.